CCGGUGUGUGGUUUGGAACACAUGUGCAGACGUACCAGAGAAAGCAAAACAAAUGCUACAGAUUGCAUAAGACAACAUAAUAAUAUGAAUGGACGGGGUCCGGUGGGCGUUCCGUUGCGGUUCGUGGGUACCGACCCGUUCCGAGUGGACACUGGCGGCCCGGUGCGUCCAGCUGGAGGAGAAAGAACGAAUCGGUCAGUUCGUGUUCGCCAAAGAUGCAAAAUCUGCCAUGGCUGGUCGUUUACUAAUCAGAAAGCUGGUCUGUGAGAAGAUGGGUUUUGCAUGGGACGCGUUUCGGCUGGAAAGAACGGCACGGGGUAAACCUUUCCUGCCACGGACCUCAUCCGCCCCCGGCAUCACCCACUGGAACUUCAACGUGUCUCAUCAAGGAGAUUAUGCUGUGCUGGCAGCAGAACCGGGACGCCAGGUGGGCGUAGACGUGAUGAAGACAAGCAAACCAGGCAGUAGCUCUGUUCAGGAGUUUUUCCGCAUCAUGAAUCGUCAGUUCACGGAUCUGGAGUGGACGAACAUCCGAACGGCCGGGUCAGACUGGGACCAACUGGACAUGUUUUAUAGACACUGGGCGCUGAAGGAGAGCUUCAUCAAAGCGAUUGGCACAGGGUUGGGCUUCGACCUGCAGAGGGUGGAGUUUCACAUCUCGCCCAAUCAGAUGCGAGAGGGGCAGGUGUACCGGCAGACGCGAAUGUACCUGGAUGAUGAAGAAGAGGACUGGACGUUUGAGGAGAGCUUAUUGGACAAAGACCAUCACGUCGCUGUGGCUCUGGGAAAACCAGAUAUCAGCACGUUUGAAGAGGACGGAAGGACCAUUUGUGAAGCUCCGCCCCUUUCGUUCACACUGUUGAGUUUCAGUGAUCUGGUGUCUAAAGCCACGCCCCUUCUAGAGGAAGACCCCGCCUACUGGGACAGAUUUCAGAACAAAAAGGAAGCGCCUUCAAGACAAAGUGAACAGCAGUGAAUAAAUUACGUUUAUAUACAACUACUUCGUUCUUUUGGGCUCGUUCCUGUUUUGAAGUAUCUUUUGAACUUCCAACUCUAAAAAAAAAUUACUGUUUUGAAGAUUUACACAGGAUGUUCAUAAAAGUAAACUUGAACUAUCUUUGAGACAUGGAUUUCAUCAAACUGAUUCAUUACGGCAGACAAGCCAACUAUUGAUGUUUAUGCAGCUGUUUUCCCUCCAAAAUGAUGUCACUUCCUGGAGGAUGAUGUCAUCACGGAACGGUUUUAGUUUGUUAAUGAGAUACAAACUUUAAAGUUUUAUUCGAUCCGUUUUACAGUAUGAAACCAUGAAAAUGUACUGCACAGGAAUGACCCGUUUAUGUAAGAGAUGAGUUUAUUUUCCCAACCUACACCUCCUAAAGUCUCUCUCUCGCUCUCUCUCGUUCCCUCCAUCUGCCACCGUCUAUUUUUACCAGCAGUCAUUCAGCAGGCCAUUAGCUCUGUGUGUUUGGAAGGUCCUGCUUUUAACAAAUCUCUGCCGUUCGGACGCAGGUAUGCGUUUCCGCUCCUGUUGUUUUCGCUCUUGCGCCGUUAUUUCAUUUGCGCGGUAAAGUCCCUCCCCUCGCGCUGAUCGACAGGAGCUGCAGCCACACGGCUCGUGAGUUACUGAGUCUGUCCAAACUCGUACAGUAGAGUUUAAAAGAGCAAAGUCAAUUACAGAUCGGUCAAGGAUGAACUCAUCGAAAUCGCAGAUGGGAUCCGGUUUAGAUUAAACUCUGUACCUAGAUGUAAUUAGAUUUUUUCGAAAGUAGGAAAAGCGAGACCAAACAGAUUGUUGAGCGAUGUACAUUUCAAAUUGAAAUUUUAAUAUAAAUGAGAUUUCAUAAUGUAAUUUAAUAAUGCACCAUCCAAUUAAAGUCUUUUGGCUGCACAUGAUUUGCAUUUUCUUGAAGAUAUUUAUG
Labeo rohita (rohu) is the source of this 1919-nucleotide messenger RNA. It is a transcript of the gene aasdhppt, whose product is annotated as aminoadipate-semialdehyde dehydrogenase-phosphopantetheinyl transferase. Gene Ontology annotation, molecular function: magnesium ion binding; holo-[acyl-carrier-protein] synthase activity. Gene Ontology annotation, cellular component: cytosol. NCBI's taxonomy places the organism in Eukaryota, Metazoa, Chordata, Actinopteri, Cypriniformes, Cyprinidae. The record is from RefSeq and is a predicted model, not a curated record. The transcript is spliced from 7 exons. Bases 89 to 976 code for a protein of 295 amino acids.